AUUAUUAUUAUUAUCAGGUCCUGCUGCUGGUGAGUUGACAACGGCAGCGUGUGGGGUUACAACAUCGAGAGAAAGUAACCUUUAUUUUAUCCUGUUAUUUUUUUUAAUUAGUUCAGCGGAAUAACCGCUGAACCAUCAGCUCGUCAAACUGUGCUGCUGUGAACAUCAUAAACAACAAUAAACAACAACACACGUCUCUUCUUCCGGUUUCUGGAUGUAGCUGUCAUACUCCAGCAUCGUUUUCACGGGGAAUUGCCUUAUCAGCAGCUUUAGUAUGAGUGAAGGAGAGGUGUUUCACGAGAAGCAACGACUGGAGCUGUGCGCCAUCCACGCACUCAACAACGUGCUCCAGGAGCGGGUGUUUACCAAGGAGACAGCGGACGACAUCUGCAAACGGCUGGCUCCGCAGUGCGUGGUGAAUCCCCAUCGGUCAGUGUUGGGGACAGGAAACUAUGACGUCAACGUCAUCAUGGCGGCACUACAAAGUAGGGAAUUGGCAGCAGUCUGGUGGGAUAAACGCAGGACGGUUCAGAGCCUUUGCACGUCAAAGGUCCAAGGCUUUAUUCUCAAUGUCCCGUCACGAGUAUCACUGGGGAUUGUGUCCCUCCCACUCCGGCGGCGGCACUGGCUUGCAGUUCGGCAAGUGAACGGACAGUACUACAACCUGGACUCCAAACUGAAGAGUCCCGUGUGCAUUGGGGGAGAGGCAGAGCUACGCACGUUUCUCAGCGAACAGCUUUCUCAGGAUGUGGCGGAGAUGCUCCUGGUUGUCCGACGGGAGGUGGAGGAGGACGGAUCAUGGCUGAACGCCGACAACUCCAAGAAGUGACGCUUUGGUUUAAGACGUUUCUUUGCAUAGCAUGGAAAAAAAAACCUCUGGGAAAAUGACAUUUUUACUUUUAAAUAGACCUCAUUUCAGAAAUUUCUUCAGGGAAUGCACUAAAAUACAUUUAAUACCUACACACAGAGGAAAUUCCAAAGAAAAGCAGAGGCGGGUGUUUACUCCUUAAAUGAAGAACUGUGUUAUUUAACAGCUGUAAAAGGUUUCGCGAUACGGCCCGUGUAUCUGUGUCGUCUACUCUAUGCCUGGUACUUUUGUUUUAACACUGGGAAGGAGCAUUUAAGCUACGUGUGGCAAAUGUGAGCUAUUUUUUAUGACACUUAAGUCGUGACAUAUGACUGAACUGUUCACUGUUUCAGUUGCAGGCAGUGUUGUGCAUGAAAACGAUUAAUACAGUAUCAUUUUUGUUACUUUGUUUACUAAAACAGCAUCAAGACGAUAACGGUUGAGCUGAGUUGUGACGUACAACAUCAUCUUCUCAGACCUAGAUCAUUGCACGCAGUGGUCACGUCAAACGUAUCACUCAUGAAGCACCAUCUUGUUGUUAACCUUCUAUGCACUGCAGAGUUAGUUCUGUUAGCACCGUUUGUCCUUUGUUUGUACUCACACAGGCACAGGUACCACAUAGGCAUCACUUUGUGAGGCAUUGAAGGGCAGCGCCAGUGUUUCUGCAUACUUCCCUGACACUGGAAUGUGUGUUUUUGGUUUGCCUUUUGUUUAGUUUGAUAAUCCAAGAACCCGUUGCAGGGAAGAGCAGUUUGACUAUAACACUAGAAAUUGAAGUCAGUGGUUGUACUGAUGUUGGAAACUGUUUUCAUUAUCACCUAAAAGGAAAGUAUGCAGCAAUGUAAACACUGGUUUGUGACUGUAUGUAGCCUCUAUGUCUGUAAUUGCGUCUCUGCUGUUAAUCUAUGCAUAUCCAAAAAAAAACAAAAAAAGUAAAAAUAAGAGCGCUGCCUCUGUUACACACUAGUGACCUACUCACACAUACGCUCAGAGUUUGGUAAUAUUGAAAUGUAUUUAUAUUAAACCUCUUGUUUUAAGUAUGA
Messenger RNA from Mugil cephalus (flathead mullet), 1890 nucleotides. It is a transcript of the gene josd2, whose product is annotated as Josephin domain containing 2. NCBI's taxonomy places the organism in Eukaryota, Metazoa, Chordata, Actinopteri, Mugiliformes, Mugilidae. The transcript is spliced from 5 exons. Gene Ontology annotation, biological process: protein deubiquitination. Bases 275 to 829 code for a protein of 184 amino acids. The record is from RefSeq and is a predicted model, not a curated record. Gene Ontology annotation, molecular function: cysteine-type deubiquitinase activity.